Molecule: messenger RNA, 919 nt
Organism: Ictalurus punctatus (channel catfish)
Lineage: Eukaryota; Metazoa; Chordata; Actinopteri; Siluriformes; Ictaluridae
Product: ferritin, middle subunit
Exons: 4
Coding region: 183-716 (177 amino acids)
Biological process (GO): iron ion transport; intracellular iron ion homeostasis
Cellular component (GO): cytoplasm
Molecular function (GO): ferrous iron binding; ferric iron binding
Source: RefSeq, a predicted model, not a curated record
AGUGAGAAUAAAUAAGAAGCGUUCGGUUCCGUCACCAGAAAGAAAGAGAUAGGAAAGAGGUUCUUGCUUCAACAGUGAUUGAACGGAACGUCUUCGGCUCAUUCUAUUUAUUAAGCUGCAUUUAAAAUAAAGUUUAUUUUUGCACUUUCCGUUUGUUUAAGAAAACGUUAAAACUAGCCGAAAUGGAGACUUCUCAGAUUCGUCAGAACUACCACCGCGACUGCGAGGCCGCCAUUAACAAGAUGAUUAACAUGGAGCUUUUCGCCUCCUACACCUACACCUCCAUGGCCUACUACUUCACUCGCGAUGACGUCGCGCUCGAGGGUUUCGCCCAUUUCUUCAAAGAGAACAGUCACGAGGAGCGCGAGCUCGCGGAGAAGUUUAUGUCCUUCCAGAACAAGAGAGGCGGGCGCAUUUUCCUCCAGGACGUCAAGAAACCGGAGCGUGAUGAGUGGCGCAAUGGACUGGAGGCCAUGCAGUGUGCUCUGCAGCUGGAGAAGACCGUGAACCAGGCUCUGCUUGACCUGCACAAACUCGCCACUGAUAAAGCAGAUCCUCAUCUGUGUGACUUCCUGGAGACUCACUACCUGAACAAGCAGGUGGAGACCAUAAAGAAACUGGUUGACCACAUCACCAACCUCACCAAGAUGGAUGCUGCCAACAACCGUAUGGCCGAGUACCUGUUUGAUAAACACACCCUGGGAGAAGAGAGUUAAAACUGCCUCCACGCAAAUCAGCAGAACCUCCACCAUUUUUAAACCUAAGAGUUAGUGUGCAGUAACAUGUGUAGACCUUCAGCAUUAAAUGGAUUAUGGAGUAGAAACGAGUAGUUUGAUGUCUGUCGUGUCUGUAAUCUCUGACUAUCCUUAUGUGGAGGAUAAAACACUAAAAAUUAAAUGAAUAAACAUUUUGAGCUGGA